Messenger RNA from Syzygium oleosum, 834 nucleotides. RefSeq lists its product as uncharacterized. The record is from RefSeq and is a predicted model, not a curated record. Lineage: Eukaryota; Viridiplantae; Streptophyta; Magnoliopsida; Myrtales; Myrtaceae. The coding region runs from base 1 to 819 and encodes 272 amino acids. The transcript has 4 exons.
AUGCCUCAUUUAAAUUCCGAGAGAACGCGCGGCUCUCCGGCGCUUACUUCUCCGGUUUCGCCGCCGCUUCCGCUUCGACGUGCAGUUUCGCGGAGGGUCCAGUGCCGCGGGAGGAGUGAAGUGGGAACGAUUCUUUCCGGAGUCAAAUUCAUUCCUCGUGACCAGAUUGAUGAGAGACAGGGUGAAAGCUCGGAUUCUGCAGCAGAGGGCCGGAGGAGAUCCGGCGGUAGGAAGGAAAAAUACAGUAGAAAGAAGAAAGGUUCUAGAUACGAGAGUUCAGAUGAUGAGGAGCUCCAGCAAAUAAGGAAGGCGCCUAGGAGGAAGAAGUGGUACUCCUCUGAGGAGUAUUCGUCUUCUGGUUCAAGUGGAAGCGGCGAUGACGACUCCCCGCGAGACGAAAGAAGGCGUCGUCAUGACCGUAAAAAGAAGAAGAAGAAGAUUGAUGCUAAAGAAUCGGAUGGUGGGUCUAAGAGCAGGAAGAGGAAAAGCAAAAGUGGUAGGAAGACUUAUGAGGAUUUUUCUUCUUCUUCAGGUUCUGAAAAAUCCGAUAGCUUUGACGGUGAUGCUAGGAAAGAGAAACAUCGGAAAGGUAGUAAGAAAGAUGGACAGAAAAAGGGGAAGGAAGGAGCUGAGCAGAACGCAGUCGAGGGUGAUUUUGAUGACCAGAAAAUUGUGAGGAGAGAAAUGGGGUUAGAAUGGAUGCUGAGGCCUGAACAGAAGACUGAGAGAAGCCCACCAAUAACUGUUGAUAUAGAGCCGUUGGAAACUGCGAAUGAAGAGGUACCUAAAACACAUUAUAUCCUCUUCUACAUCUUUUAAGAAAAGAUCAUUCUA